This is a messenger RNA of Helianthus annuus (common sunflower), 1083 nucleotides long. RefSeq names its product glucuronoxylan 4-O-methyltransferase 3. Gene Ontology annotation, biological process: xylan biosynthetic process. Gene Ontology annotation, molecular function: glucuronoxylan 4-O-methyltransferase activity. NCBI's taxonomy places the organism in Eukaryota, Viridiplantae, Streptophyta, Magnoliopsida, Asterales, Asteraceae. The coding region runs from base 120 to 971 and encodes 283 amino acids. The transcript has 2 exons. The record is from RefSeq and is a predicted model, not a curated record.
CCCUUCUUUCCUACUCCAAAUAAUUUAUCUUCAUCUUCUUUCACGUCUCACCCACUUCCCUCUCUCUCAUCCCCCUUCAAAUAACACACAAACACCCUCUUUCUCUCUCUACAACCACCAUGAGAACCACCAAACCCAAUUCCACCAUUGCCAUCAAGCCCAUCCUCCUCGCAGUCUUCUUCCUCCUCGUUUUCCUUCUCGUAAUCAUCCUCCGAUCAUCUUCGUUACCCGCCCGACCGCUUUCUUGCCCCCCGAUCAAUCGCCCAAUAGCCGUGGAAUCUCAAACAUGCAACAAGCUUGAUACGGCAACCGCGGAGACGCUUGUGCAUUAUGUUACUUCUAACAUUACUCCACAACAAACGUUUAAAGAGAUAUCGGUCAGUCUCCGAGUCCUCAACAAGAAAUCACCGUGUAAUUUCUUGGUUUUUGGACUCGGAUACGAUAGCCCGAUGUGGGCCGCCCUUAAUAACGGCGGCCGCACGGUGUUUCUUGAAGAAGACAAGUCUUGGAUCCAGCAAAUUCAGUCCAAGUUCCCGAAUUUGGAGUCGUACCACGUGGUUUAUGACACCAAGGUGUCACGAGCAUCUGACUUGAUGGAUAUCGGAAAACAAAAGGAGUGCAAGGUGGUCGAGGAUCCGAGGGUAUCGAAGUGUGAGUUGUCGAUGAAAGGGAACUUACCGGAUGAAGUGUACGAAGUCGAAUGGGACUUGAUAAUGGUGGAUGCUCCGACGGGGUACCACGACGAAGCACCGGGGAGGAUGAAGGCGAUUUACACGGCGGGGUUGAUAGGGCGAAACCGGGCUGACGGGGAGACAGACGUGUUCGUGCACGACGUCGAUAGAGUGGUAGAAGAUAAGUUUUCUAAGGCGUUUUUAUGUGACGGAUAUUUGACGGAGCAAGAAGGACGAUUGAGGCAUUUCACGAUUCCAAGUCAUAGGGCUCGAUUGGGUAGACCAUUUUGUCCUCUUUAGAUAUGUUUGUUGUAUAAUUUUUAUAUGGCUAUAUUGUAAUUUUACUACUUGUUCGUUACUAUUGAGGUGGUAUUGUUAAAUACUACGUAAUAUUUUUUAAAUUUUUAAAUAA